Messenger RNA from Symbiodinium natans, 498 nucleotides. Lineage: Eukaryota; Dinophyceae; Suessiales; Symbiodiniaceae. The record is from the annotation of a GenBank genome assembly.
AUGCCCGUUUACCAUUCGAGGCACAAUGGAAGCAACGCGGUGAGCGUUUGCGGAUGUCCUUUGGUGCCCUUGAAGACCGCUAAGUACAGAGGACCUGCUCCCACUCCUGCCUCACUGGGCCUCACUGACGAGUUCGUCGACUUGGUGGACGAGGCUUUGAGGAGCUUUCGAUGGAAUAUUCUGUUCAAGAAUUUCGAGGUCUUGGGCGAUGCAGACCGUGUUUUGGUGUAUCUGACCCUAUGGAUCCAAAAGUGUUUGUCAGUGGCGUCGCAGGCCGGCAGCGCUGAAGAUGCUGCGCGCCAGUUGGAGGUCGUGGCUGCCUCAGAGCUGCCAGGGCCUGGGGAAGCCGGGUUUAUCCUGGGAAGUUGGUUCAAAGCGGGACCGCCACAGGAUUGCCAAAUGGCCAAGGCUUAUCUGAAGCAGCUCCGGCAGGAGACGGCAUCCCGACUGCUGCCGCUGUUCUAUCCUGAUGGGCAGCCAAGCAAGUGGUGGUUUUGA